AUGUUGUUCCUAUCGGGGGAGCUACUGGUCCUGACUCUGUGGAGAGGUUACCUGGUUAUAAACAAGCAGCCUAUCAGGGUGGAGAGCACUUUCAGCUACCUGGAGAUCUGCUCCAUCAACAUUCACAGCCUCACACAGAUUGUGUUGGAGACAGACAGGCAGACUUUGUCUUUCAAUGUACUGCACGUUGAGGAUCUUGAGGCCAUGGUCAGUCACAUGACCGCCUCAUUAAAGAGGAUCUUCCCUGAUUCAUCUCCAGGAAAGCUGUUAAAGACGAUUCCUCCAGACAUGCAGCAGAGACUCCUCACACUGACUGCUGUGAUAGAGGAGCAGCUGAACAGUCAGCCCGGCUCCUGUGGAGGAUUCUCUGAUACCUAUGCAGCUCUGUGUGAUUUCAAUGAGAUGCCAUUCAGAGAGGAGAUUCAGUGGGAUGUUGACAACAUCUACUACAUCCACAACUGGAGACAGUUCAACCUGCAGGACUUCAGCCACUUAGACAGCAGAGACUUGGCAUUAGCAGUGGCUGCUCUGUCCUUCAACCAGUGGUUUACCAAGAUCUACUGCAAAGAACUCAAACUGUCAGUAGAUGUCCAGCAGCAGCUGACUUUCCUGCUGUCCAGAUCUCCCAGUCUGGAGGAGCUCUCACUGGAAGCCAGUGGACUCAAACUAGACUUUGCAAUAAAAAUGGCAGCCGCCCUGCGGGAGCACACCUCCUCUACCCUGCACUCUAUCAACCUCUCUGGAAAUCCAAUCGAAGACAAAGGUAUAAUAGCUCUCAGUCAGGAGUUGGCAAAUCUAGCUGAAGGACUCAAGCACCUUUCUCUGUCACGGGUAUCAAUGACUGCAAGAGGUCUUGGCUGUCUGAGUCAGCUGUUAUCCUCCAGUCAGCUCUUCUCAGCUUCUCUGACCCACCUUGAUCUGUCGGGUAACCCCAGCAGCCUGGUUACUGAAGAGGCCACGUUUCUCUUCAAGUUCUUGUCCAGGACUAACUCUCUGUCUCAUCUGGACCUCAGUGAUACCAACUGCCCUCUGGACACGUUGUUUGUGUCCCUGUCGGCUGGAUGUUGUUAUAAGAUGAUUUACCUGAACCUGGCCAGGAACCCGUUCAGCCACAGAAAGGUGCAGAAGGUGACCAGGAGCAUUUGCGAGUUCUUCAGUCAGAGCUGUGAGCUGAAAUAUGUGGGUCUGUCUGCGACCAAACUGCCUCCACAAGCUCUCAGGUUGUUACUACAGGGUCUGGCAACCAACACUCGUCUCUUUGGACUGGAGUUGGACCUCAGUAGCUGUGAGCUACGUUCAGCGGGGGCUCAGGUGAUACAGGAGCACAUCUCUGAAGCUACAGCUAUCAAAAGUCUGGAUAUCUCUGACAACGGUUUUGAGAAUGACAUGGUGACUCUGGUCCUGUCUGUUGGUCGAUGUCACUCUCUUCGGCACCUCGCACUGGGGAGAAACUUUGCCAUGAAGUCCAGAGCUCUCACUGAUGUUCUUCAUCGUAUAGCUCAGCUGAUUCAGGAUGAAGAGUGUCCCUUGCAGUCUCUGUCAGUGUGUGACUCUAAGCUGAAAACAGGGAUGCACAUCCUGCUGAGCGCUCUGGGUGGCCACGCUGCUCUGGCUGAGCUGGACAUCAGUGGGAACAACAUCGGAGACACUGGAGCCAAAAUGCUGGCUAAAGCACUGAUGAAUAACACCAGACUGAGGACUCUAACAUGGGACAGAAACAAUGUGACUGCCAGGGGUUUCCAGGAUGUGGCUGAUGCCUUGGAAAGGAACUUCACUCUGCAGCAGGUGUCUCUCCCUCUGGCCGACAUUACACAGAGUUACCGCAGCAACCCUGACAGGACAAAAGACGCUCUGCACAAGAUUCAGAAGUGUUUAGACAGAAACAACCAGAGACAGUCUGACAGAGUGGAACUUCAUCAAGUGUUUAGAACUCAUCAAUCUGAAAAGCUGGUCCAGGGAAUGUGUCGGCAGUUGGAGGACAGCCUUCAGCGUUUAAACCACUGCAGCAUUCCGGAAGUCCAGGCUGACAUCCAGACUGCACAUGAGGUGCUGUACAACGCCAGGGAGUCCUUCAAGGUACUUCCCUCUCUGUAUGAGGCCAGCAGGAAGUGUGCCUCUGAUGGAGACUUGGUGAACUGCAUCCUCAGUGACGCUGCUACUGCACUGACCAACGAGUUCACUCGAUGCAUUCAGGAAAUGGCUCAAGGCCUGAUGAGGAGCGCAGAGGCAGUGUGUCCGCGGGUGGUCCAGCGGUCGAGUGUGUGCGAGUGUUUGUCAGAGUGUGUGUCCAAAAGAAGCAGACAGACACACACGUUCCUGAGAAGCAAUCUGGUGGAGAGCACAGGGCAGAUCAUCAUAGACAGACUGCGUGAACUAAGACAAACACUGAGUGUCUCUUUGGCUGAAAGCAUCAUCGAACAAGUUCUACAGGAUCUGACAAUGGCACAGGACAAAAUGGAUUGCCUUAUAAAAGAAAAUUCCUGCAAUGCUCUGAACAUCCCAGAGCUCCGUCUGUCUGACAGUGACUUCCCUACUGAUGAUUACAGUCCAGCAUUUUGGAGAAAUAGUUUCCACUGUAAGAGCCUGAGGCCUGCCCCUUCAAUUAAGAGUCUCCUGGAUGUAGACUGGGAGCAGCAGGCCAGGGACAGAGGAGCAGAGAGAGAGAGGGGAGGAGGGGAGGUGGCAGUAGUGGAUGCUGCAGCAGCGAUAUCAGGAGCGAGAAGAGCAUCGUUCAUUCCUCCUCCCAGUCUCCCCCUCCUUUACUCCAUCUCCACUCGAGCGCCAGAGGAGGCUGCUGGCCACAGAGGCUUACACAGACGAGAGGCUCCCUUCCCUGGCUGUGGCCCCAGCCCAGGCCCCCUCCCAGGCUCUGGAUCCACCGCUUCUCCCAUGGAGCCUCUACCCACCCAGGGACAGACUCUAAGGCACUACACUGCCUCCCGACCACGGCCGCGACGCACACAUACACAGCCCCCCUCCUCCAGGCCUCAGGAGCCAGUAUCAAAAGUAGAGAAUGAGGCCAGUGAGGGGAUGGGCAGAGUGGACGAAGGAGUAGAGGAGUUCUUCACUAAGAAAAUCCUCCCUGACUAUGCACUAAAAGGCCGGUGGGAGGAGUCAAACCCUGCCCAAGCCACUCCCUCAGAGUCAAGCUCCACCCCCUCUGCCUCAACCCCAUUUUCCUCUUCGUCUGAGAAUAUCACCUCCUCCACCACCACCACUGUCACCUCUCCCACUGUCCCAUCUACUGACACAUCCUUUACAUCCACUGAUGUUCCACUCCUCUCUACAUCCUCCACUUCCCCCACUCCUUCUUCUGUCACCCCCUCCACCACACUUCCAACCAAAAACAUCAAGAAAAAGUUUGGCGACUUCUUUGCCUUCAAGAGGGCUCGAGCCGGCCGAGCCACCAAGGCAGGAGGGGGAGAGGGAGGAGGAGGAGAGGGGGUGAAGGUCAAAAGGACCUCCAUUGCAGACCUUAUUCGACCCCUCCGUGAGGCCAAAGAAAGGGAGAGAGAGAGGGAGAGGGACAAGGAGAGAGAGAAGGAGAGAGGGGCAAGGUCAGUGGAGGAUGCUAACGUUUCUAAUGAUGCCGCCACCACAGAAGGAACCGUUGCCACCAACGACCAUCUUGCAGGCGAUGCAAGGGAAGCAAUGGCACCUGCAAAUACAUUAACCACGACAACACCCCGCAGUGAGACCGCACCCUCUUGCCCCACCAUCACCACAAGCCCUGACUCCAUUACUGCUACGCUUUCCAACCUGGAGGGAGGGGCAGUUCCAGCAUUGCCACGUCGCACCCCCAGCCCAGUGGUCACUUCCCCCCUAACUGAGCAGGAGAGGAGUGGCGUGCUGAUGAAGGAGAUGAAGUUGGGAGGGACUCCAUAUGGCGAGAGGAGACUGAAUGUGACCAAAAGGUCACUGAGGGAGGGCAAGAGCCAGAGUCUCAUACUGCUGACCGGCCUGGAGCCUGAAGACAAGGAGAACACACACAGUAAGAAACAUGCGUCUGAGAGCACAUCCAGCUUUGAACAGAGGCUUCAGGUGAUGCUACACAGAAUGGGCGUGGCCAAAACUCCCCCUGCUGACACCAAGACGAGCCAGAAUAAAGAUGAGGAGCUGAGAAAGGCCAACUCUGAAGGUGCUAUCCUGGACAAACCUGAACCACCUCCCACUUACAUGAAGCCCAGAACCAUGUCCACUUCAUCAGCAGACCCAAGGCAUCCUAUUAGAGCGCUGGACCCCGUCCGACCAGACCCUCCCCUCCAACCAAAGCCUGCCCUCCCAGAGCGCCCCAUUGGCCCUCUGCCACCCAAACCUGCCAUCGCAGCCAAGCCUCCCCUCCCCACCCCGGCUGCCCCUGCAGGGGGAGGAGCACGUCCAUCCUCUGCUCCUCCUUCCAGCAGCUCAGCAGAGAGAGUCCAGCUCAGAGCACACACACACGAUGGCCGGCCAGGAGAGAGUCUAGCACAGAAUGGAAGCCAGGAGGGUCCUCAGGGUGCAGCUUCAGCUCCAUCCCCCAGGAAAGAGCUGCUUCCUCCAGUCCCAUCUCCACGGAGAGGUCCCAGUGCACAGGAUCGCUCUGAGAAAGCACAAUCAGUGACAGACGAGAGUCUUCCUAAGCCACGCCAACACAUGAAGCCCCUCCCACAGCGCAGAGCUGUGUCGGUCCAUGAGGACGCUCUGGCCAUGACGCAGGAGCUGAAGGCAGUGUUACAGAGGUCGCCCAUCCGUUUCAGGGGCAACAGAGGAGACCUGCCCACCUGCACUGAAGAUCCAUCUAGUGGGGAGGAAGCACAAAGAGCUCAGGAGGCCUGUGACACAGGGAGACAGGCAGCUGAAGAGAUGAAGGAGUCCAAGCACCCCCCUCCAGGAGAAGAAGAAGCCUCAGGCUUAGGGUGCCCCCCCUGUACAGCUCAGGCUCAACAAGCAGCAUCAGCCCCCCGACUCUUCAGUCCAGCUGCAGCCCUCAACAAAGCUCUAGAGAGGCCUCCAGCACUAACCCAGCCUCCUGUAACCCCCACAUCUCAGAAGAGGAGCCCCAGCACAGCCCCAGAAUUGGCCCCAACUCUAGAAAAACUGUUAGUGUGCCCACCACCCCAAGACAAGACCCCCAGCACAAUCCCAGCUGCAUCAGAGUCCCAAGACAACCCCCAAGUAAGUCCUCUGUCUCAUAAGAAGAAGAGCCCCGGCACAGUGGAUCUAAGAAUCAGCACACAGGAGAGGAGAGAGGCAGCCUCUCAACAGCACAUGACAGAAGCAGAGCCAGCAGACCAAAGAACUGAGCCCCCUCUGUCUGAAUAACACACACACACACACACACACACACACACACACACACACACACACACACACACACUGACUUACCUGAGGAGAAAAGACACACCUGGAGGGAGAGGAGGGAGGGGUCUGUGACAUUGUUGAGAUCAGGAACUGGGAGGGUGCAGGAGGUCUGAGAGCAGCCUCCUGUGGAAAACAGCUGUUGCGUGUGUUCUCUUUCCAAGGCAGAGAGAUGAAUAUUAUUUAUUACACGCGGUUGGUGCUUAUUUAUAUGGAUAGCUUACAGCUGACAGACUGCACAAAUGUCCAGUGGUCCGACAACAACAUGCUCACAACAAGAGAAGUUUUGAAUUUUCCAAGAUGUGAACAAUCUUCAUCUGCCGACCUUCACUUGUUUGAAGAUUCACCUGAAUUUAUUUUGACUUUGUGAGUUGAUUGGGAGCAUCUGGUUUGGUUUGUGUGAGUCUUUGACAGCUGGCUGGUUUCUGCAGCCUGUGCUUGUUUACCCCAAUCAACAAAUAUACAGACAUUAGCUGUAGCUAGAUAGCAACAUACACACCAACCGUGAACCUUCAGAGUGUGUCUGUGUGUGUUGACAGCUCAUCCUCUGACUGAUGUCAAUAAGGGACUUCAUUCCGUUAUCUUUGCUCCAGACUCGCUGUUGUCUCAUCUGCAUAUAUACUGAUAUACAGACAGCUGCAGGAUAAGCAGGGAUUUUUUUUUAAAUUGAUACUUUGAACUUGUUUAACUCUCAGGCCGACCACCCAGGGCCAAGCUGCAUCCACUUGCAUUGAGUAAUGUGCAACUGUGCCACCUCUAAAAGUCCCUUUGCUUUGUCUGGAUGCACCUUUAAGAGUCGGUGCGCCUGCAUCAGACGAAUGAGUAAACUGAUGAGAGCAUCAGCCGGUGGAGGUGAAGUCUUUAUUGUGUUCGUUCCACAAAAUGAUGGCACAUUUAACAACACUUAAGUGUGUCGCUCAUCGACGUGUUAGGUUUCACACCUGCUGACAGAAAUGUGAACAUCAUAGCAGGUUUAUAAAGUCCAUCAUGUAGUUUAUGUCUUUUCACUUUGCCUUCUUAACUGUUUUAAAUUCCAGAAUAUAACCAGGUUUCAACUACACUGACACACAUUAAAAUGAUUAAUCUACAUUAAGACACAUUAAGCUCAUUUACUCCAGUUCAUUUUUAAUUAGGCAUUUUUGGAAAAUGUUUAAAUUUAAAAUCUUUCUUGCAUGAUGUUUUAAAUCCCAUUUUUAAUUCCCUCUUAAUUUAGUCUGAUAUUCAGACUAAGUUACUGUUUUCUGACUGGUUUUCUUAUAGCUGUUUGGAGAGGGAUUUAUUUUUGCCCCAAACUCAUCACUGUGACAUCCAUCCACUCAGUGUCCAGACAGAGGCUGUGUUAGUGUUAGUAAAUAUCAGUUCGGCUGUAUCAUCUGUUUUGCAACAUGUCAGUGUCAAUGAUGUUCAUUUAACUGCUUACUAUUACUACUGAGGUUCAGCAGUUUACUCACAGUCUCUAACAGCUGCAUUAAGUGGCAUCACUGAGUACUGAGGUUUCACUAAGACAGACACACACUGUGUGAACCAGGCCCAGCUCUAGGCUCUAGGCUAAAUAGAAAAUACAUUAGUAUACUAGAAAAAUAUACUGGAUUAAGGCAGAUGUCUUAUUUUUGAUAUACCAGUCCAUGUAAGAAUAGAUAGUUAGAUAUAAAUUAGAUUGUACUCCUAUGGGUGGGUAGGGGGUGGGGGGUUGAAAUGAAAUACAUCAUGGGCUUAUGUACAAUUAAAUUCGAUUGCUUUCAUUUCCUCAGUGAGAGUUCUGGAUAGCUGCAAAUGUGCUCAGGAAGACGACGUAAAGUAACGUAAAGUAACAUAAAGUAACGUAAAGUAACGUAAAGUAACGUAAAGCUCAUGGUUUUAUAGACACUGAGCUUUUAGUUCUCAAGUAUAACUGUGCUGUAAGGCCUGUUGUACUGGCAGUGACUCCCUUUUCAUACCAAUCGCUCCAUCUCUCUCUCUCGCUCUUCUCUCUCUCUCUCUCUCUCUCUCUCUCUCCAGCUGUUUGGAGCUCAGAUGAGACACAGUAGAAACAAACAAUGAAUUAUUGGUGUUUAUGGACCCGCUCCUUGGCUGCAGCCCUUCAAAACAGCACACUGUGUGAGACGGUAGAACCACUGCAGGACCUCAGUAGUGCACAGUGACAGUGUCCUCAAUGUCUCUGUGAACUCCUACCAUCGAGGAAGAAAACAACAAUAUGCUUUGAAUUUUAUUUGCUCGUGAGUUAGAGUGGACGAACAAUAAAUUCAAGGUUUUUCAAAACCAUCAGGUAGAACAGUAAAAGUACCUUGCUUUGAAGGAAAAGCCCUCAGUGCAGUCUGUUCAUUUUAGGGCUGUUAUUUCAAUCCAGUCCAUUUACAACAGUUCAGUGUCUGUGUCAGUUUCAUUCACAUUUGUCACCAUAUUUGUUUGGAUUCUGCCUCUGGGAUAGAAUCACAAAUCUCUUCAGAAGCACCAGACCUUUGAAUCUCUCAGUAACAUUUCUAAAGUGAAAAGGAUUGGAGUUAAACUAAGAUUAACAAGAUUUUGUCUUAAUUGGAUGUUUAUAGAUUUUUUUAGCGAUACAUCUCAGUUUUUUUUUUCUCACCAAUGCUGCUUCUACCACAGACGUGUAAAAACAUUUAUGAUUCAAGAAAUUAGCUUCAUGUUCUGGUUAUUUUAUUAUUUCAAAUCCAUUUCCCAUUUCAUGUCAUCCUCGUGGGAACUCCAUCCACUUUUUAUUGCUAUUGCCUUGUUAACAUGAAUUCAGGUUCAGUCCUUCCAUUACACAAACACAUAUAUGUUAUCACUAUAUCCAUCAUAUCACAGGAGGACCAGAUAAGAGACCAAUAUAUGAAUAUAUAUCAGAUAUUGUGUGAGAUAACAACAUGAGUGUAUUCAGUCUCUCAAACUCUCAGGGUGGUGGUGAAGAGUGGUGUGUGUUUUGUGAGAACAGACCUCAGUUCAGCUCCCUCUGCUGUCAGCGACCUGAGCCUCCGUCUCACCCUGAGGUAGAGUUUAUUUUCUACUGUCAUGUUUAUCUUUGCCUUGCACGCACAGAAUAUGUAAAAAACUACAUAAAGAAAACAAAAACAAAGUUAUGAACAGAGUGUAAAUCCAUACCUAUACUUGUUAAUAAUUAUUAAAAAGUUG
Molecule: messenger RNA, 8466 nt
Organism: Seriola dumerili (greater amberjack)
Lineage: Eukaryota; Metazoa; Chordata; Actinopteri; Carangiformes; Carangidae
Gene: carmil2
Product: F-actin-uncapping protein LRRC16A-like
Exons: 41
Coding region: 1-5301 (1766 amino acids)
Biological process (GO): regulation of Arp2/3 complex-mediated actin nucleation; cell migration
Cellular component (GO): plasma membrane; lamellipodium
Molecular function (GO): protein binding
Source: RefSeq, a predicted model, not a curated record